CGGAGCGAGCGCGCUGCGAGGCCGCGGGCGACCUCCGUGCGCCGCGUCCGUGGCGAGCCAGGCUCCCGUGGCCGCGUGCUGGGAGGAGGCCGGAGCCCAGCGGGGAAGAAUGGAGUUGGCGACUGGCUCGCAGAUCCCUAAAGAAGUGGCUGACAUCUUUAACGCCCCCAGUGAUGAUGAAGAGUUCGUCGGUUUCCGAGAUGAUGUUCCCAUGGAAACCCUGUCAUCAGAGGAGAGCUGCGAUAGUUUUGACUCACUGGAGUCAGGGAAGCAGCAGGAUGUGCGUUUCCAUUCCAAAUACUUCACAGAAGAGCUAAGAAGAAUUUUUAGAGAGGACACUGACUCAGAGACGGAAGAUUUUGAAGGAUUUACGCAGAGUGAUCUGAAUGUUAACAGCGACCCAGAAGUAAUGCUUGUGGAGUCAGAGCUGAGUGAUGAUGGUAAAGCAUCUUUCAUGAGUGAGGAAGAGGAAGAUGAUGAAGAAGAAAAGGCUCCACCUAGAAGCAGCAGGCCGAGAAGAAGCAGUAUUGGUCUUCGAGUAGCCUUUCAGUUCCCCACCAAGAAACCGGCAAAAAAUGCCGGUAAGAACAGUUCUCCUGAGCCGUUGUUUUCUGGCUCGUGCACACAGGACAGUAAGAAUGGAAUUCUUGGAAGAAAGACAAGCUGCAGACAGGGGAAGGAAAGGGAAGAUUCUGCCUCUGAGUCUGAGGACGACUCCAGGGAUGAGGGCCAGGAGAGCUCGGAUGCCCUGCUGAAAAGGACCAUGAACAUCAAGGAGAACAAAGCCAUGCUCGCUCAGUUAUUGGCGGAAUUGAACUCAAUGCCAGAUUUCUUCCCGGUCCGAACUCCGAACUCAGCUUCUAAGAAGAAAGCAGUGAGGCGGGCCUUCUCAGAGGGACAGAUCACACGGCGCACCAACCCGGCCCGGAGCGCACGGCCUCCCGAGAAGUUCGCCCUGGAGAGCUUCACCGUGUCGGCCGCCAAGUUCGCAGAAGAGUUUUACAGUUUCAGAAGAAGGAAGACAACGAGCGGGGGGAGAUGCCAGGGAUAUCGACGCCGCCGCUGUGUAUCUUCUUUUCGGCCAGUGGAGGACAUCACUGAAGAGGACUUGGAGAAUGUGGCCAUAACUGUUCGAGAUAAAAUCUAUGAUAAAGUUCUGGGUAACACUUGCCACCAGUGUCGGCAGAAGACCAUUGACACCAAGACGGUGUGUCGGAACCAGAGCUGCGGCGGGGUGCGAGGACAGUUUUGUGGGCCUUGCCUGCGGAAUCGCUACGGGGAGGAUGUGAGAUCGGCGCUGCUGGACCCGGGUUGGAUGUGUCCUCCCUGCCGGGGCAUCUGCAAUUGCAGUUACUGUCGGAAGCGUGAUGGUCGCUGUGCCACAGGCAUCCUCAUUCAUCUGGCCAAGUUUUACGGUUAUAAUAACGUUAAGGAAUAUCUGGAGAGCUUACAAAAGCAGCUGGUAAAAGACAAUUAAGAGAAGAACCAGCCAGCUCACCAUGGAGGACUCCCAACAAGACAUGCCAUUUGUGCCUAAGAUUUCUUAUGGUUGUGUUUGUAUACAGAAAUUCUUUGUAGAUCUAAAUACUAUUUUUUUUUAAAGAUUGUUUAUAUACUUCAAAAGAUUUCUCAGGAAGACGAGAGAGGAAUCGAUAUACCUGUAUACGCAGGCCUGUUUAUAGACUGAAUUGUUAAAAGCAUCUGCAGCUGAUUAAAAAAACCAUAGUUUAAGUGGGGUAGAGUUAGUUACCCCAGAGGAAACAGUGUGUAAGCAGCUCUUGCCUUUUGUUGCCGUGAUCUUUUACCUCCCAAACCAGUCCCUGGAGGCCAGCUUGUGACAGGGGUUACAUCCCCUUUACGUUUACCUUCUCACAAGUGACCACAGUUCAAACCACAUAGUUUAAGCUGCUCUGGGUCACUGGAAAUUUAUAUUGAAAAUGUUCCCCUAAAUUACAAGGUGCAAUUACCCGUAGAUCUUGAGUUUUAGUUUUGGUAACACUUGAACAAAAAGUGGCCAGUCAGUCACAUUCCGGACACUGGAGGGCUGCUGGCCAGCAGGAGCGGCUGCCUGGGGCCAGUGGCUUCUAUCUUUUAAAAGAAGAAUAUAAAGGCUAAUACUUUUUAGAGAUUUUGUUUAUCUACAAGAACUAGGCUCCCACAUGUAUGGACCGGGAGACUUGCAACCAUAUUGUUUUUGUUCAAUGGAACUUUGAUGAAAAUGUGAUCUAUACUGUACUCUUUUGUGUUGCAGGAAGGGGGAGGCCAGGGUACUGGGGAGAGCUAAAAAUGAACAGAUUUUCAGCAGGGUUCCCAUCUUUUUUUCUACAUUUGCUUCUUUUUGUCCCCCUGCUCUACUUUUCAGAGAUGGUGUUUGUUUAAAAACAACGAAUGCACCUUUUAAGUAAGUUAGUUACUUAAAAGGUACAGGAGCUGGACUCUGUUUUAUGCCUCUCGGUAGAAUAAACGACCGUGCGGGAACAAGGACAUCUCCGCAGUGCGCCGGCGAGAGGAGUAGAAGCCCCUCUGCAAGGGCCAUGUUAUGCCUCCAGCAGGAGGGCCACGCCUGCCAGGACCCAUUUGGCCGCCUUUUCUUUGCUCUUCAACCUGAAGGUCCAGACCCAGUUGGGGCCCCUCGUUUUGGUUUUGUACACAGGGCACUCGUAGGUGUGUUUGGUUUCCUGUCUGUCCGCGGGUAUGGCUUUUGCAAAGAUGACUGGCAUUGCAGACCUUAACUCCUUGAGGUGGGCGUCCACGAUGGCUCCUGAUUGGCUGUCCCAUCUGGCACCUACAGCAUAAACCCAAGGGUUACAACCGUGCUUUAUGUUGGUAGUUACAACCGUGCUUUAUGUGUACUGAGCCUCUAUUUGUUGUAGGCAAUAAACGUUCCGCUUUUGUCACUUCA
Molecule: messenger RNA, 2902 nt
Organism: Eubalaena glacialis (North Atlantic right whale)
Lineage: Eukaryota; Metazoa; Chordata; Mammalia; Artiodactyla; Balaenidae
Gene: CDCA7L
Product: cell division cycle associated 7 like
Exons: 10
Coding region: 110-1477 (455 amino acids)
Biological process (GO): regulation of DNA-templated transcription
Cellular component (GO): nucleus
Source: RefSeq, a predicted model, not a curated record